AUGUCUUUCUGCCGAGCCUCACCCCAGGAGUGUAGAGGUUCUGCAGUCUCUAUAGCCCUGGAGGCAGGUGUAGCUGGCUUGGGAAAAGAUAGUCUGGACCUCUUGCCUGUUCUCCUCAGUAGCUCAGACCCAAGGCUACGAGCUGUUCUGACGCGGGGCGCCGGGGACCCGGCCCGGUACCUCAGCCCCGGCUGGGGCAGCGCCAGCGAGGAGGAGCCGAGCCGCGGGCACGGUGGUGCCACCACAAGUGGGGGCGAGAAUGAGCGUGAGGACCUGGAACAGGAGUGGAAGCCUCCGGACGAAGAGUUAAUCAAGAAACUGGUGGAUCAGAUCGAAUUCUACUUUUCUGAUGAAAACCUGGAGAAGGAUGCCUUCCUGCUAAAGCAUGUAAGGAGGAACAAGCUGGGGUAUGUGAGCGUCAAGCUACUCACGUCCUUCAAAAAGGUGAAACACCUUACACGGGACUGGAGAACCACAGCACAUGCUUUGAAGUAUUCAGUGACCCUUGAGUUGAAUGAGGAUCACCGGAAGGUGAGGAGGACCACCCCUGUCCCACUGUUCCCCAAUGAGAACCUCCCCAGCAAGAUGCUCCUAGUCUAUGACCUCUUCCUGUCCCCUAAGCUGUGGGCCCUGGCCACCCCCCAGAAGAAUGGAAGGGUGCAGGAGAAGGUGAUGGAACACCUGCUCAAGCUCUUUGGGACCUUUGGAGUCAUCUCGUCAGUGCGGAUCCUCAAACCCGGGAGAGAGCUGCCCCCUGAUAUACGGAGGAUCAGCAGCCGGUAUAGCCAGGUGGGGGCCCAAGAAUGUGCCAUUGUGGAGUUUGAGGAGGUGGAAGCAGCCAUCAAAGCCCAUGAGUUCAUGGUCACAGAGUAUCAGGGCAAAGAGAACAUGAAAGCUGUCCUGAUUGGUAUGAAGCCUCCCAAAAAGAAACCUCCCAAAGACAAGCACCAUGACGAGGAGCCCACUGCAAGCAUCCACCUGAACAAGUCCCUAAACAAGAGAGUUGAGGAGCUUCAAUACACGGGUGAUGAGUCUUCAGCCAACAGCUCCUCGGACCCCGAGAGCAACCCCACAUCCCCUAUGGCUGGACGGCGGCAUGCGGUCACCAACAAGCUCAGCCCUUCUGGCCACCAGAAUCUCUUUCUGAGCCCAAAUGCCUCUCCAUGCUCAAGUCCUUGGAGCAGCCCCCUGGCCCAGCGCAAAGGCGUUUCCAGGAAAUCCCCACUAGCUGAGGAAGGCAAGCUGAACUCUAGCACCAGUCCUGAGAUCUUUCGCAAGUGCAUGGAUUAUUCCUCUGACAGCAGCGUCACUCCCUCUGGCAGCCCCUGGGUUCGGAGGCGCCGCCAAGCCGAGAUGGGGUCCCAAGAGAAAAGCCCUGGUGCAAGUCCCCUGCUGUCCCGGAAGAUGCAGACUGCAGAUGGGUUACCUGUGGGAGUGCUGAGGUUGCCCAGAGGCCCUGACAACACCCGAGGAUUUCACGGUGGACACGAGAGGAGCAGGGCCUGUGUAUAAAUACCUUCUAUUUUUAAUACCAGCUCCAUUGAGAACCACUUUUAUUUUCAAAGUUCUGACAAAUACUUGGCAUGACAUAGAAUGGACUUCAGUCCCCUUUGAAAGGUUUUGUAUACAUGUAGACCUCUUAAUUUAUAUAUUUGCAACGUCUAUACGUUGUCUGGUAUACCACGGUUUUAAGACCAUCUCCUAGGUCAGCACACCCAUUCCUCCCAGCAUGGCCAUUAUUUUGUUGAUGCCUGAGAGCUCAGAGGAGUUCUAUGGUGCAACAGCAAGCAGUUAAGCUGACAGCAUGGUGUCUUCUAAGACCAAAUGUAUGUUACCUGUCAUGUGAAUAAAUAAUAAAACACCCAACCAGGAGUGCUGGCUCCGA
This is a messenger RNA of Galeopterus variegatus (Sunda flying lemur), 1885 nucleotides long. RefSeq names its product La ribonucleoprotein domain family, member 6 (gene LARP6). The record is from RefSeq and is a predicted model, not a curated record. Gene Ontology annotation, cellular component: nucleus. Gene Ontology annotation, molecular function: mRNA binding. The transcript is spliced from 4 exons. Gene Ontology annotation, biological process: RNA processing. Lineage: Eukaryota; Metazoa; Chordata; Mammalia; Dermoptera; Cynocephalidae. Bases 1 to 1512 code for a protein of 503 amino acids.